This is a messenger RNA of Prunus armeniaca (apricot), 237 nucleotides long. NCBI's taxonomy places the organism in Eukaryota, Viridiplantae, Streptophyta, Magnoliopsida, Rosales, Rosaceae. The record is from the annotation of a GenBank genome assembly.
AUGUGUUGUAUUUCAGUGAUUCGAACAAUCUAUGUUUUAGUACUCAACUCAACCAACUCCCCAGCCCCCAAAACCCCGAUUCCCCUUGUAAAUCACGAGCCACAAACCCGAGAUGUAAACCAUGUAUCACUGAAAUACAAUGCAUGGGAUGGGAAAGAGGGAGGUGGUGGUGGAAAGGGUGGGCAGGCCAGUAUGAGGUUUUUUAUGGAGGAGGGGGAUGUGCGAGGAAGGGAAUAG